CUCUCUCUGUCUCUCUCUCUCUCUCUCUCUCUCUCUCUCUCUACAGUUUGUAAUCAUGAAAGACACCAAGAAGAAGACUCCAUGCAGCAAAAAGCUUGGAGGAUAUUUGAAAGAGCAAAAGGGAAGGCUUUACAUCAUCAGAAGAUGUGUGGUCAUGCUCAUUUGUUGGGAUGACUAAAUACUUGCGGCUCCUCUACAUAUACACAUCAGUACUAGACAGCAUCUUGUGCACACAAUUUAUAUCUAUAUAUUGUACUACAACAGUUUGAUUUGAAGAAAAAGAGUCGGAUCUUUUGUGGCUAUAUGCGAUGUGAGAGGAGUUCAUGAGCUGGAGAUAUAACGGUUUCAAAGCAUUCAUGAAUGACGACAUAUCCUGAUGUCUCCGAGGUUUUUGUCGAAUAUGGGUUUAGAUAAUAGUUAGAUCAUCUUCUUUGAUGUUAGUGUAUGAUAUAAAGUAAGGAGAGAAAAGUAUGACCAUAGUUUGUAAAGGCAUAUAGAGUAAUUGUUAGGGAACUUUCGUUUUCUCCGCUAACUCUCUUCCAAG
Messenger RNA from Eutrema salsugineum, 544 nucleotides. RefSeq lists its product as uncharacterized. The coding region runs from base 56 to 178 and encodes 40 amino acids. Lineage: Eukaryota; Viridiplantae; Streptophyta; Magnoliopsida; Brassicales; Brassicaceae. The transcript has a single exon. The record is from RefSeq and is a predicted model, not a curated record. Gene Ontology annotation, biological process: negative regulation of cell population proliferation.